Molecule: messenger RNA, 990 nt
Organism: Camelina sativa (false flax)
Lineage: Eukaryota; Viridiplantae; Streptophyta; Magnoliopsida; Brassicales; Brassicaceae
Source: RefSeq, a predicted model, not a curated record
AUGUGGCAAGUCUUGACGGGCUGUAUUUCGGUAUCGGCUAACUUGAGACGACGCGGGCUUGAUUGUGAUAACCUGUGUACACGAUGCGGGGCCGAGGUGGAAGAUAUCAAUCAUGCUAUCUUCCUGUGUCCUCCCGCUCGACAGGCAUGGGCUCUUGCACAGGUUCCGGUGGGGCCACUUCUUUUUCCUACAGAGUCUGUCUAUGCUAAUAUGGAUCAUUUUUUGGGUUCCACAAACCCGGGUUCACAAGCGGAAAUUUUUUCUUGGUUUAUGUGGUAUAUCUGGAAAGCUCGGAAAGCACGGGUUUUCGAGAAUGAGGUGGAACGACCUGAUGUGGUUGUCCGGGUGGCGGAAGGAGAGAUGCAGACUUGGCAGCAGGCACAGGUGGAGCCCGAGCAGGAUGAAAUUUCUUCCUCCCCGCGGGCUCUGUCUACCAGGACUCCGGGAUGUGAUUUACCGUCGGUUUUUUCAGGCCAUAGGUGUUUUGUUGAUGGUUCGUGGAAAGAGACGGAUGUUUUUGCAGGUGCAGGAUGGGUGUGCACAUCUUCACAUGGCGCUCCUUUGUAUGGCGCAACCAACUACCGGCGCAGUUUGUCUCCGUUGCAUGCAGAAGUUGAAGCUUUCAUUUGGGCGAUGCGCUGCAUGAUUGGACAUGAUUUCCGGGAGGUGGUCUUUUAUACGGACUGUUCUGACUUGGUGAAGAUGGUGUCUUCGCCCCAGGAUUGGCCGGCCUUUGCACCUUAUCUAGACGAUAUCCAGAGUGACAGGGAGGAAUUUUCUUCUUUUUCUUUGGUUUAUGUUACUAGAAAUGCGAAUGUACGAGCGGACUCUUUAGCGCGCCGUGCGCGCUCAAUUGAAUCCAUUGCAGAGUUAGCUUUCGAGCAUCAUGAAAGAAGUGACAAGAGCAUGAGCAUCUAUGCAUUUAGACUUCCAAUGUGGGAGCCUAACAAGGCACAAAACAAUUUGAAGAACGAAGAACAUCACAAAUAA